AGUGCCCAGGAGGUGCCAGGUCCCCUUGCAAUGGAAGGGGCAGUUGUGCAGAAGGCAUGGAAGGGAACGGAAGCUGUUCCUGCCAGGACAGGUUUGGGGGAGCUGCCUGUGAAACCUGUAUGGAUGACAAUGUAUUUGGACCCAGCUGCUCAGCAGUGUGCAGCUGUGUGCACGGCAUGUGCAACAGUGGGAUAGAUGGUGACGGAAGCUGUGAGUGCUACUCCGGGUACACUGGCCCAAACUGUGACAAGCCCAUCCCUGAAUGUGCAGACUUGCUCUGCCCAGAAAAUUCCAGAUGCUCGCCGUCCAGCCAAGAUGAAACAAAACUAGUAUGCAAGUGUCUUCCCAAUUACCAAGGUGAUGGCCAAUACUGUGAACCCAUCAAUCCAUGUUUAAAAGAAAUAUGCCAUCCUCACGCUCUUUGUACGUACCUGGGACCAAAUCAGCACAAUUGCACGUGCCACGAAGGCUACCAUGGGGAUGGCCAAGUGUGCUUACCAGUAGACCCCUGCCAGACUAACUAUGGAAGCUGUCCUACAAAGUCUACAGUGUGCAUAUAUGAUGGGCCUGGACAGUCUCACUGUGAGUGUAAGGAACAUUACCACAAUUAUGUGUCCGGAGUGGGGUGCAGUGUGAUCGAUGUCUGUACCCUCAAUAACCCCUGUCAUAGGAAUGCUAACUGCACUACCAUCGCACCAGGCCAAUCCAAAUGCACUUGCCAGAAAGGUUAUGUGGGUGACGGCUCAACAUGUUAUGGAAACAUCAUGGAGCGACUCAGAGAAUUAAACACUGAACCCAGAGGAAAAUGGCAAGGAAGGCUGACCUCUUUCAUCUCGCUCCUGGACAAAGCUUAUGCCUGGCCACUAAGUAACCUUGGACCAUUCACUGUGCUCUUGCCCACAGACAAUGGACUAAGAGGAUUCAGUGUAAAAGAGCUCUUGAUGGAUAAGGAGGCGGCCCAGUACUUUGUGAAACUCCAUGUAAUUGCUGGGCAGAUGAACACUGAGUGUAUGAAUAACACAGGCACUUUCUAUACCUUGACUGGAAAGUCGGGAGAAAUCUUCAGUGGUGAUAAGGACAAUCAAAUAAAGCUUAAACUCUAUGGAGGCAAAAAGAAGGCAAAAAUUAUACAAGGGAACAUAGUUGCUUCCAACGGGCUCCUGCACAUCCUCGACAGAGCCAUGGACAAGAUGGUACCCACAUUUGAGAGCAACACUGAGCAAACCAUAAUGGCAAUGCUACAACCAAGAUACAGCAAGUUCCGAUCUUUGCUAGAGGAAACCAAUGUAGGACAUGCUUUAGAUGAAGAUGGGGCUGGUGGACCAUACACCAUUUUUGUUCCAAGUAACAAAGCAUUAAAUAACAUGAAGGAUGGCACUCUUGAUUACCUCCUUUCUCCAGAGGGAUCUCGGAAGCUUCUGGAACUGGUCAGAUACCACAUUAUCCCAUUUACUCAGCUUCAAGUGGCCACUCUCAUUUCAACCCCACACAUUAGGAGCAUGGCCAACCAGAUCAUACAGUUCAACACAACCAACAACGGACAGAUUCUGGUAAAUGGUGUGGCAAUGGAAGACACUGAGGUCACCGCCAAAAAUGGCCGAAUCUACACCCUGACUGGAGUUCUCAUUCCUCCCUCCAUCGUGCCCAUCUUGCCCCACAGAUGCGAUGAAACCAAGAGAGAGAUGAAACUGGGCACCUGUGUGAGCUGUUCCCUGGUGUAUUGGAGCAAAUGUCCUGCUAACUCCGAGCGCACAACGCUCUUCACACACAGAUGUGUCUACACUGGCAGAAUAAGGAGCCUGAAGAGUGGCUGUGCCAGAUACUGUAACGCCACCGUGCAGAUACCGAAGUGCUGCAAAGGCUUCUACGGGCCAGACUGCAACCAGUGUCCAGGAGGCUUCUCGAAUCCGUGCUCGGGGAACGGCCAGUGCGCAGACGGCCUCGACGGCAACGGGACGUGCAUUUGCCAGGAUGGCUUCCAAGGCUCCCGGUGUCAGUUCUGCUCCGAUCCCAAUAAAUACGGACCCCGGUGUGACAAAAAAUGUCUGUGUAUUUACGGAACGUGCGAUAACAGGAUCGACAGCGACGGGGCCUGCCUGGCCGGCACGUGCCGAGAAGGCUCCACGGGGACGUUCUGCCACAAGCAGACCUCAGCCUGUGGGCCCUAUGUGCAGUUCUGUCAUAUCCACGCCACCUGUGAAUACAGCAAUGGGACAGCAAGCUGUGUUUGCAAAGCAGGCUACGAAGGGGACGGAAGCCUCUGUUCGGAGAUGGACCCUUGCACAAGAUUAACCCCAGGAGGCUGCAGCCCCAAUGCAGAAUGCAUCAAAACUGGCACAGGUACCCACGCAUGCGUGUGCCAGGAGGGAUGGACGGGGGAUGGCAGAGACUGCUCAGAGAUUAACAACUGCCUGCUGCCCGGCACUGGCGGCUGCCACAUCAAUGCCACCUGUUUGUAUGUGGGUCCCGGGCAGAAUGAGUGUGAAUGCAAGGAAGGAUUUCGAGGCAAUGGGAUUGACUGCGAAGCUGUGCCUUCGUGCUUGGAACAAACAGGGAAAUGUCAUCCACUGGCAACCUGUCAGUUUACUUCUUCUGGCCUCUGGAGUUGUGUUUGCCAAGAGGGCUAUGAAGGAGACGGCCUUCUGUGCUAUGGAAAUGCAGCCGUGGAAUUGUCAUUUCUCUCUGCGGCAGCUAUAUUUAACCAGUGGAUAAAUAAUGCUUCUCUACAAGCCAUGCUGUCAGCCACCUCAAACCUCACGGUUCUCGUGCCCUCCCCACAAGCUAUUGAGAACAUGGACCAAGAUGAAAAAGACUUUUGGUUGUCCAAGAGCAAUAUUCCAGCCCUAAUAAAAUACCACAUGCUACUAGGCACAUAUGGAGUGGCAGAUCUGCAGGCUCUGUCACCUUCUGACAUGCUGGCAACGUCUUUGCAGGGCAACUUCCUUCACCUGGCGAAGGCAGAUGGGAAUAUCACAAUCGAAGGAGCAUCUGUCAUUGACGGUGACAACGCAGCCACAAAUGGUGUGAUACACAUCAUCAACAAGGUGCUGGUUCCCCGAAGAAGUCUAACUGGCUCCCUACCAAACCUGCUCAUGCGGUUGGACCAGAUGCCCGACUAUUCCAUCUUCCGGGGCUACAUCAUUCAAUAUAAUCUGGCGAGUGCGAUCGAGACAGCUGAUGCUUAUACAGUGUUUGCUCCAAACAACAACGCCAUUGAGAAUUACAUCCGGGAGAAGAAGGUUGCAACUCUAGAGGAGGACGUGCUCAGGUAUCACGUGGUCUUGGAGGAGAAACUCCUGAAGAAUGACUUGCACGACGGCAUGCACCGGGAGACCAUGCUGGGCUUCUCCUACCUCGUAGGCUUCUUCCUCCGCGACGGCCAGCUCUACGUAAAUGAGGCUCCCAUAAACUACACCAAUGCAGCCACUGACAAGGGAGUGAUCCACGGUUUGGGGAAAGUUCUGGAAAUUCAGAAGAACAGAUGUGACAAUAACGACACUACUAUUGUACGAGGAAAAUGUGGGAGGUGUUCCCAGCAGCUGAUCUGCCCGGUUGGAACUAAACCACUAGGUGAAGAGACGAGGAGAUGUAUCUACACCUUUUAUUUCAUGGGCAAGCGAUCCCUGCUUAUUGGGUGCCAGCCAAAUUGUGUGAAAACCAUCAUUACGCGGGAGUGCUGUGCCGGCUUCUUUGGCCCCCAGUGCCAGCCCUGCCCGGGGAAAGCCGAGAACGUCUGCUUUGGAAACGGGAUCUGCUUGGACGGACUGAACGGCACCGGCGUGUGCCAGUGUGGAGAGGGCUUCCGGGGCACGGCCUGCGAGACCUGCACCGACGGCAAGUACGGCCCCCACUGCGACCAAGCGUGUUCUUGUGUCCACGGGAGAUGCAACCAGGGACCCUCGGGCGACGGCUCCUGUGACUGUGAGGUUGGCUGGCGAGGAGUGAGAUGUGACAGUGAGAUCACAAAAGACAACUGCAAGGGCCUCUGCCACACCAGCGCCAACUGCCUCCUCAGUCCGAACGGCACAGCCUUAUGCAGAUGUGCAGCAGGAUUCCAAGGCAACGGGACAGUCUGCACAGCCAUCAACGCCUGUGAGACCAGCAACGGAGGUUGCUCUGCCAAGGCUGACUGUAAAAGAACCACUCCAGGAAGCCGGGUGUGUGUGUGCAAGGCAGGCUACACGGGCGAUGGCAUCGUAUGUCUAGAGAUCAACCCGUGUUUGGAGAACCAUGGUGGCUGCCACAAGAACGCAGAGUGCACUCAGACGGGACCCAACCAGGCGGUCUGUAACUGUCUGCCCAAGUACACUGGCAACGGGAAGGUCUGCACGCUCAUCAACGCCUGCUUAACGAAAAAUGGCGGCUGUAGUGAAUUUGCCAUCUGCAAUUACACUGGAGAAGGAGAUAGGACGUGCACUUGCAAGCCAAACUACAUUGGGGAUGGGUUUACCUGCCGUGGCAACAUCUAUCAGGAGCUUCCCAAGAACCCCAAAACGUCUCAGUACUUCUUUCAGCUGCUGGAGCAUUCUGUGCGGGAUCUGAGUGGCCCGGGCCCUUUCACGGUCUUUGCUCCUUUAUCAGCAGCUUUUGAUGAGGAGCCUCGGGUUAGAGACUGGGACAGACAGGGUCUCAUGCCCCAAGUUCUUCGUUACCAUGUGAUCGCCUGCCACCAGCUGCUUCUAGAAAACCUGAAGCUGACCCCAAACGCUACCUCUCUCCAAGGGGAGUCACUCGUCAUCUCCGUCUCUCAGGACACAGUAUAUAUAAAUAAUAAGGCUAAGAUCAUAUCCAGUGAUCUCAUCAAUACCAAUGGCAUCAUCCACAUCAUAGACAAAUUGCUGUCUCCCCAAAACCUGCUUGUCACCCCCAAAGAUGCCUCUGGACGGAUCCUGCAAAAUCUUACAACAGUGGCAAUAAACCACGGCUACACCAAAUUUAGCAACCUGCUACAGGAUGUGGGCUUGUUGGGCGCCAUCACUGACCCCAUCCACACUCCGGUCACUCUCUUCUGGCCCAGCGACCAAGCCCUGCAAGCCCUCCCCCGUGAACAACAGGAUUUCCUGUUCAAUCAAGACAACAAGGACAGGCUGAAGGAGUAUUUGAAGUUCCAUGUGAUCCGAGAAGCCAAGAUUUUAGCGGUGGAUCUCCCCCGCUCUGCUGCCUGGAAGACCCUGCAAGGCUCCGAGCUGGGCGUGAAGUGUGGUGUCGGCGGGAACAUUGGCGAGCUCUUCCUCAAUGGCCAAACAUGCAGAAUUGUGCAGCGAGAACUCUUGUUUGACCUGGGCGUGGCCUACGGCAUUGACUGCCUCCUGAUUGAUCCCACCCUGGGGGGCCACUGUGACACUUUUGCCACCUACGAUUUUUCGGGAGAUUGUUGGAGCUGUGCCAAUACCCCCAGCUGCCCAAGGUGGAGUAAACCAAAGGGCGAGAAGCAAAAGUGUCGUUACAACCUGGCCUCCAGAGGGUACCUGGAAGGCUGCCAGGAGCAGUGCAUCAUGGUGAUUCGGCUGCCCAAGUGCUGCAAGGGCUACUUCGGGCGAGACUGUCAGGCCUGCCCUGGCGGAGCAGAUACCCCUUGUAAUAACCGGGGGGUCUGCCUCGAUCGGUACUCAGGCACAGGAGAGUGUAAAUGCCAAACCGGCUUCAACGGGACGGCGUGCGAGCUGUGCCUGCCAGGGAGAUUCGGGCCUGACUGUCAGUCCUGUGGCUGCUCAGACCACGGACAGUGUGAUGAUGGCAUCACGGGCUCGGGGCAGUGCCUCUGCGAGACGGGGUGGACGGGCCGCUUCUGCGACACCCAGGCAGUUUUGCCCCCAGUGUGCACACCUCCUUGUUCUGCGCAUGCCACCUGUAAGGAGAACAACACAUGCGAGUGUAACCUGAGCUACGAGGGGGACGGAAUCACAUGCACAGCUGUGAAUUUCUGCAAGCAGAACAACGGGGGCUGCGCCAGGGUCGCCAGGUGUUCCCAGAAGGGCACGAAGGUCUCCUGCAGCUGUCAGAAGGGCUACAAGGGCGACGGCCGCAGCUGCACAGAGAUCGACCCCUGUGCCGAUGGCCUCAAUGGCGGGUGUCAUGAGCAUGCCACGUGCAAGAUGACUGGCCCGGGCAAGCACAAGUGUGAAUGUAAAAGUCAUUACGUGGGAGACGGGAUGGACUGCGAGCCGGAGCAGCUGCCCGUGGACCGCUGUUUGCAGGACAACGGGCAAUGCCAUGCUGAUGCCAACUGCGCCGACCUCCACUUCCAAGACACCACCGUCGGAGUGUUCCAUCUACGCUCCCCACUGGGCCAGUAUAAACUGACCUUUGACAAAGCCGUAGAGGCCUGUGCCAAGGAAGCAGCGACCGUGGCAACCUACAACCAGCUCUCCUAUGCCCAGAAGGCCAAGUACCACCUCUGUUCAGCAGGCUGGCUGCAGAGCGGGCGGGUCGCUUACCCCACGGCCUAUUCCUCCCAGAACUGUGGCUCCGGUGUUGUGGGAAUUAUAGACUAUGGACAGAGAAACAACAAGAGUGAAAUGUGGGAUGUCUUCUGCUAUCGGAUGCAAGAUGUGAACUGUACCUGCAAGGUCGGCUACGUGGGAGAUGGCUUCUCGUGCAGUGGGAAUCUGUUGCAGGUCCUGAUGUCCUUCCCCUCGCUGACAAACUUCCUGAGGGAAGUGCUGGCCUAUUCCAACAGCUCGGCCCGAGGCCGGGCGUUCCUGAAACGCCUCACGGACCUGUCAAUCCGCAGCACCCUCUUUGUGCCACAGAACAGCGGGCUGCGGGAAAAUGAGACGCUGUCUGGGCGGGACAUUGAGCACCACCUCACCAACCUCAGCAUCUUUUUUUACAAUGACCUUGUCAACGGUACCAUCCUGCAAACUAAGCUGGGAAGCCAGCUGCUCAUCACCGCCAGCCAGGACCAGCAACAACUGGAGACCAGGUUUGUGGAUGGAAGAGCCAUUCUUCAGUGGGACAUCUUUGCCUCCAAUGGGAUCAUUCAUGUCAUCUCCAGGCCUUUAAAGGCACCCCCUGCCCCACUGGCCUCGGUCCACGCUGGCUUGGGGACAGGGAUAUUCUUUGCCACCAUCCUGAUCUUUGGAGCCGCUGCUUUGGCUGCCUAUUCUUACUUUCGACUGAACCGGAGAACAAUUGGCUUCCAGCAUUUUGAGUCGGAGGAGGAUAUCAACGUUGCAGCCCUCGGGAAGCAGCAGCCUGAGAAUAUACCAAACCCCUUAUAUGAGAGCACACCCUCUGCUCCCCCAGAACCUUCCUACGACCCCUUCCUGGACACUGAAGACCAGCAGCUGGACAGCAGUGACCCCCUGGGGGCGCUGUGAGGGCCCAGACCUGCGGCGGCGGCCACCCCCCACGGCCAGUAGCCAUCAGCCAGAGCCUCCUCCAAAAGGCUGUCAACUGUGAAUCCUCGGCACCACCUGCCUUUCAGAAAGGAAGGUCCUUUAAUGUUUUACAGUAGGAAGCACUCAAGCCAUACCUCAUCUCUUUGGUGAAUCUGGAGGAUUACCUGGUUUCUGUGGGUGAGGGACCAUGUUAAAUCCACCCACCAACCCAGGGGGACCCGUCCCUCUGCUGUGCUUCCUUUGUACCUUUAUGUGGCACUUAACUACGUCCUUCCCAACACUAAGUAUGGCCUUUGUCUCAUUUCCCUGUUGGAUUGUAAGCUCCAAAGGCAGGGACCUCCCUCUUUCGUCUUUGUGUGUCGGCACCUAGCCCAGUGUCUGGUACAUGCCAUGUGCUCAAUAAAUGUUUAUGGACAGAAA
Messenger RNA from Hyaena hyaena (striped hyena), 7763 nucleotides. It is a transcript of the gene STAB2, whose product is annotated as stabilin 2. Gene Ontology annotation, biological process: cell adhesion. The annotation marks the transcript as partial. The record is from RefSeq and is a predicted model, not a curated record. Gene Ontology annotation, molecular function: hyaluronic acid binding; calcium ion binding. NCBI's taxonomy places the organism in Eukaryota, Metazoa, Chordata, Mammalia, Carnivora, Hyaenidae. The transcript is spliced from 66 exons.